Molecule: messenger RNA, 1734 nt
Organism: Magnolia sinica
Lineage: Eukaryota; Viridiplantae; Streptophyta; Magnoliopsida; Magnoliales; Magnoliaceae
Product: scopoletin glucosyltransferase-like
Exons: 1
Coding region: 42-1481 (479 amino acids)
Molecular function (GO): UDP-glycosyltransferase activity
Source: RefSeq, a predicted model, not a curated record
UCCAUCAACCCAAACCAGUCCUAUAGCAAAGCUUAUUUCCCAUGGAAGCCAAACAGCCCCAUGUAGUCAUUUUCCCAUUCAUGGCCCAGGGCCACACCAUCCCGUUACUGGACCUCUCCAAGGUCCUGUCAUGCAAGGGCCUCAAGGUGACCAUUAUCACUACCCCAUCAAACUCCCCUUUCAUCCUCCAAUCCACAUCCAACCACCCCAAAAUCCGUGCCGUUGAGCUUGAGUUCCCUAUCAUCGAAGGCCUACCCAAGGGCUGUGAAAACACUGACCAGCUCCCAUCCAUGGACUUCUAUGUCGCAUUUUUACGUGCCACCAAGCAACUCCGGCGUCCAUUCGAGCGGCUCCUGCAUGAGAUGUCCACCGGUCGGGAUCUUCCCAUCUGUGUGAUCUCUGACUUCUUCUUGGGGUGGACCCUUGCCGCAUGCCGCGAGUUCAACGUCCCUCGGCUCGUCUUCCAUGGCAUGGGAGUGUUUUCGAUGUCAGCAUGCAAGUCCGUACUCUUGCAUGGACCACAUAAGCAUGUGAGCAGAGACGAUGAAUCUUUUAGUGUGCCAGGGCUCCCGGUGACUACCCUGCUGACUUUAGCGGAUCUACCCCAAUUUAUUUCUAAUUUCGACCCAACUACAGACCCGCUUGCUCAAUUUAUGAUGGAGACCGUGGACUCGGAACUAGACAGCUGGGGCGUGGUUGUUAACAGCUUUUUAGAAAUGGAGAUUGAUUAUGUGCCAGCUUUAGAGUCCUUCUACAGGAAUGGGGCGAAGGCAUGGUGUGUGGGACCUAUUUUGUUGUACAACGAAAUGGAGGAUGCAAAGCAGACCCGAGAUGAUGUGGCCCCGAAUAGAUACCCGACAGGUAAAUGCAUUGAAUGGUUAGACAAACGUAGCAUAUCACCAUGUUCUGUCAUCUAUGUAUCAUUUGGGACCCAAACCCACAUCUCCAACGCCCAGCUAGACGAGGUUGCCUUGGGAUUGGAGAUGUCAGGCCAGCCGUUCAUCUGGGUGGUACGAUCGAUAACAUGGUCCCCGCCUGAUGGAAUGGAAGAGAGGAUAAAAGAGAGAGGUCUGAUCAUAAGAGAAUGGGCCCCACAAAGGCGAAUCCUCGCUCACCCAGCCAUUGGAGGGUUCCUGAGUCAUUGUGGCUGGAACUCAGUGCUGGAGAGCAUCUCAGGAGGGGUGCCGAUCCUAGCUUGGCCAAUGAUCGCCGAGCAGCGCUUGAAUGCCAAGUUCGUUGUGGAUGAACUCCAAGCUGGGGUUAAGAUCGUCGGCUGCGCCAGUGCCGAGGAGGGAACUGUCAUUGAGAAGGGCGUGAUCUGUAAGGGAGUGGAGGAGCUGAUGGGCAAAGAUGGAGGAAGGAGGUUCAGGGAGAGUGCUAAAGAGCUGAGUCGGGUGGCAAGGCGAGCCGUCCAUGAAGGUGGGUCAUCUGAUAAGAGAUUGGAUGAGAUGAUUAAUCGUUUAAUUAAUCAGGCUAAGUAGGAUUAUAUUUGGGAUAAUGGAUGUGGAUUACUUGAGAAAAUAUAUUUGCAGAAUUUAUGUGUGCAUUGCUUUCAAUGGGAUUAUAUUAGCUUUAAUUAAAGAAAAAAGAAAUGUAUUUAUGUAUGUAAUUAAAUGCAUGAAAGUCGGUGUUCUUCCGCAUUGUAUGGGUCAUGCUAAGUGGGGAACGGAUUAGGUGUUACCCUUACCGUAUGGGGCCCACCUUGAUGUAUUUAUUAUAUAUCCAUUUCGUCCA